Molecule: messenger RNA, 1709 nt
Organism: Eufriesea mexicana
Lineage: Eukaryota; Metazoa; Arthropoda; Insecta; Hymenoptera; Apidae
Product: 4-hydroxybutyrate coenzyme A transferase
Exons: 6
Coding region: 198-1643 (481 amino acids)
Biological process (GO): acetate metabolic process
Cellular component (GO): mitochondrion
Molecular function (GO): acetate CoA-transferase activity
Source: RefSeq, a predicted model, not a curated record
CACGGUGGCGGCUGGUUGGAGGAUAUAUGUGCAUAUAAGAAAUUUAAUUUCAACUAAUAUUUUUAAUUUUUUAUCAUUUUUUUAAAUUUUGAAUUUUGUAUAUAUUUUAUAAUUUACCUACAAAAUUAUUUUUAUCGUCGUUCCAAUCGACACUGUGUACUCAUACUCCACUGACAGAAAAAUAUUAUAUCUGAAUCAUGGCGACUGUUAAACGAAUGAUCAACCUAUCUAAAACUCUUAAAAUGAUGACUACAUCUCGUCUUUGCUGUUUCCAAACAUUGAAAAAGACCUAUUUUACGUACGUGAAUGAACCUUCUAUGCCAAUAUUAGGCAAAGAACCGUGUUGGCUCAAAAGUGCCGAUGAAGCUAUCGAAAAAGCAGAGUUAGAUUCGGAUCAAGUCGUAUUCGUUCAGGGUGCAGCGGCAACACCUACUGAAUUAUUAAGAGCAAUGACCGAUUAUGGUGUCCGAAGCGACGUGAGAAAUGUACAGUUGUAUCAUAUGCAUCUCGAGGGUUCCGCACCGUUCGCUAAACCAGAAAAUGCAAAACAUUUCAAAUCCAUUAGUUUCUUCAUUGGAGGCAAUGUAAGAUCAGCUGUUCAGGCAGGAACUGCCGAUUGCAUUCCAAUUUUCUUACAUGAGAUCCCACGAGUGUUUAAUGAAGGCUAUCUGGAGCCUGACAUUUCCCUUAUUCACGUUAGUCCUCCAGAUGAAAGAGGAUAUUGUUCACUCGGUACUAGUGUAGAUUGUGUACGAUCUGCCGUGAGCCAUUCCAAAUACAUCGUAGCAUUAGUGAACAAACAUAUGCCAAGAACAUUUGGCGAUGCUGUGAUUCAUGUUAGCCAUUUAGAUUUUGCUGUAGAACAUCAUGAGCCACUUCCAGUACAUCCUAUAAAACCUCCGUCGAAAGAAGAACAACAAAUUGGUAAAUAUAUAGCCGAGAAUUUAGUAGAGAACGGAGCUACGUUACAAAUGGGUAUCGGAAGCAUACCAGAUGCGGUGCUAUCGCUUCUGGGGAAUCACAAAAAUCUUGGAAUCCAUAGUGAGAUGUUUAGCGACGGUGUAGUAGAGUUAGUGGAGAAGGGAUGUGUGACAAACAAUUGUAAAACAAUGCACAAAGGUAGAAUCGUCGGUUCAUUCUGCGUUGGUUCACAGAAGUUGUACGAUUUCAUGCACAAUAAUCCUUUUAUAGAAAUGUUGGUAGUGGACUAUGUAAAUAAUCCAAAAAUAAUAGCCAAACAACCAAACAUGACGGCCAUUAAUUCGUGUGUAGAAGUUGAUAUUACGGGUCAAAUUUGUUCUGACAGUAUCGGUACUAAAAUGUAUUCUGGAUUCGGAGGUCAGCUAGAUUUUAUUAUGGGUGCAGCACUUAGUGAUGAUCGACAAGGAAAACCUAUUAUUGCAUUACGAUCUGUUACUACGAAGGGUGAGAGUAAAAUUCAACCCGUUCUAAAAUUAGGUGCUGGUGUUGUUACAAACAGAGCAGUUGUUCGAUACGUUGUUACAGAACAUGGAAUUGCUAGUUUAUUUGGUAAAAAUCUUCAACAGCGAUCAUAUGAACUGAUUCAAAUUGCUCAUCCCGAUCAUAGAGAAGCGUUAGAAAAAGCAGCAUUUGAACGUUUGAAAGUAAUGCCAGCGCCAUAAAUACUUCGUUAAAAACAAUGUUAAACGGACUCUUUUAAUAGCAUUUCGUGAUACUCAUUUCUUAUA